Messenger RNA from Penicillium angulare, 2289 nucleotides. RefSeq names its product Zn(II)2Cys6 transcription factor. Bases 1 to 2289 code for a protein of 762 amino acids. Gene Ontology annotation, molecular function: DNA-binding transcription factor activity, RNA polymerase II-specific; DNA binding; zinc ion binding. Lineage: Eukaryota; Fungi; Ascomycota; Eurotiomycetes; Eurotiales; Aspergillaceae. Gene Ontology annotation, biological process: DNA-templated transcription; regulation of DNA-templated transcription. The record is from RefSeq and is a predicted model, not a curated record. The transcript has 3 exons.
AUGUCCACCCCCAACGAUAACGCCUCCUCGCCGCUCCCGGGCGAUGGGGUGAGCAAGCGCAAACAAGGUUCCGCUGCCUGUGUUCACUGUCACCGGCGCAAAGUUCGCUGCGAUGCCCGAGUCGUCGGAACCCCUUGCACAAACUGUCGCACCUCCGGCAAGACUGAUUGCCGCAUCCAUGAAAAGAAAAAACGACUCGCUGUCCGCUCGAUUCUUGAUCCCGUUCCGAUCCGAUCUCGGCCUUUACCGACAUCUGAUCAUGCAGCCAACCCUACAACUUCAGCCGGCACGCCGCUGCCGCCAAGCUUUCCAACUGCAUUUGGAGGCAGCCCUGCGAUUGGAAAUAACCCCCCGCAGCAAACCUUCUUGUCCAAUGCUACAGAACCAUUUCGCCAAGGCCCAGACCUGUCACACGCCCACGAGGCUCACACAGAGAUGGAGCAACAUCUUGUGAAACUGAUCGAUGAAGAAGAAUCUGGCCAAAGAGAAAUCCAAAGGGGUGUUCGCGCUUUCUAUGUCGGUCAUGAACAUUCGAACAUGUCAUUUUUGAUUCGGCAGCAGCGAGAUCAAGAUGAUGAUGUAUAUCAUUUUGCCAGCAAUGAAAUUCCUAGGAGGCAAAUGAAGACUGGUCAUGAUCAACUUUUGAUGGAUGCGCUUACACUUCCCGAACCGGCACUCGCAGAUGAGCUGGUUCAAGCAUACUUCACCUAUGUUAAUCCAGGGUAUCCAAUUGUUGACGAGGAUCUGUUCAUGGCACAAUACCGAAAUCGGGACCCUUCAGAUCCCCCUCCUGUUUUGUUGCUUCAAGCUAUACUUCUUGUUGGAGCACACGUCACUCGCGGAAAAGCGGAGCGCGAUGCUUUAAAAGAAAUAUUCUUCCGCCGUACCAAAUAUCUGUUCGAUAAUCGCGUUGAGCGAAAUCGAGAUAUUUUAGUCCAAACUGCCUUGUUAUUAACUUGGCAUUCGGAUAGCUCUGAUGAUGAUGUAGCUGCAGACGCUCACUUUUGGGUCGGCGUGGCUGCUCGAAUUGCUACUGGCUUAGGUAUGCAUAGAAAUCCAGUCUCAAGUCGCUUUGUCACUCGAGACAGACGAAUGUGGAGACGAUGCUGGUAUAUCCUGGUCCAAUUUGAUGUGAUGGUCUCUCUUUCAUACGGACGGCCACAAGCUAUAAAUCUCGAUGACUCUGAUGUUUCGCCUUUAACACCGGCUGACUUUGAAAAUUGUGGACCCCGUGUGCAAGCCGAGUUUGUGAUUCACUUCACAGAACUAUGUACUAUGAUUUCCUACUUGAUAAGGGAUCGGUUCGGACUCCGGGCCAGCGAUGAGCGACGAAAGGCCGUUCUUCAGGAAGCCGAUGAAUCUCUCGCAAAUUGGUCGUUAAAACUCCCUGAUAAUUUACGUCUUCGAGCAUCCGACAUGGACCCAUGGUCUGCUAUGCUACAUCUCACCUAUAACAAUUUCUUAAUUCUCCUUCAUCGACCUCAUCCAAGAGCAUCGGCCUACUCUGAUGACUACGGUCCGCACGACGCAGAAAUUUGCAGUGCAGCUGCUGGAGUCAUUGCUUCUAUCUUUGAAGAACUCAGAAUGAACGAUCGACUGAAGUUCCUGUGGUACACCGGUGUCCACAAUCUGUUCACAGCUAUGAUUCAAGUUCGUGUCGAGCUUCGCUUUUCCAAUCCUGUUCUUGCAAUCAACGCCUUGCGCCGAUUCGACUCCGCAUCUUAUUCCUUACGAGAACUGGCUCAGUACUGGGUUCAUGCAGGCACAAUUCUGCGACUCUUUGAAAACUCCAAACGUCUCCAGGAAGAUCUUCGCAUGGCGACUACUGACCGAUCCAAGUCAUAUAAUGGAAUUUCGUCUUCCAGCAAGAUUCCUCUCACAGCCGUCGAAGCAGCAGCAGCCUUACAAGCUGUACAUACACCACGCCCCAUGUCAUUUGGCGUACCCACCCCCGAAUCAACACAUACUCCUAUACAGCAGUCAACACUAUCGCCGCAACCUACUCCACAAUUCGAUAAUUGGAUUACAGCACCUCUUCGACUUAAUGUUGGUCCAUUGGAAAGAGACCCAUACUCGAGUGCUUCGAAUGCUAUGCAAGUGGAUCAAAUGGAUCAAACUCGCGAUUAUCCCGACUGGAGACAACUCUUUUCCUUCACGGAUUCUGAACUCGCGAUGCCGAUGGCUGGAGAUGGUCUUCUUGAGUUAGAAAACGAAUGGAGGCAGAUUUAUUGGCAGGAUACGCCGAUGGCAGAUCUCAUGCAAGAUGGAAGCUGGAUGCCGCCUGCCUAG